Molecule: messenger RNA, 1443 nt
Organism: Pipistrellus nathusii (Nathusius's pipistrelle)
Lineage: Eukaryota; Metazoa; Chordata; Mammalia; Chiroptera; Vespertilionidae
Source: the annotation of a GenBank genome assembly
AUGUCGAAGACUCCAUUGCUUAGAAGGGACGGCCGUGAGUCCAACUCCCUGGAUGAUGGGUCCAAGUCAGUCUCCGAGAGUAGCAGUAACACCAGUUCAGAGUGUGUUCGUCCUGCUGAGGAAGCCAAUAGAUUGUCGAUGAUGCAAACCUUGAUCCACUUAUUGAAAUGCAACAUUGGCACUGGGCUCCUGGGACUUCCCGUGGCCAUGAAAAAUGCCGGCAUCUUGGUCGGUCUCCUCAGCCUGCUGGUCAUCGGGAUCAUCACAGUGCACUGCAUGGUCAUCCUGGUGAACUGUGCGAAUCACCUCAGUCACAGACGGCAAAAGAGUUUUGUGAACUACGGGGAGGCCAUGAUGUACAGCCUUGAAACGUGCCCAAACGCCUGGCUCAGGACCCACUCAGUGUGGGGAAGGUACACUGUCAGCUUCUUAGUAAUCGUUACUCAACUGGGCUUCUGCAGUGUGUAUUUUAUGUUUAUGGCAGACAAUUUACAACAGAUAGUGGAAGAAGCCCACGUGACCUCCAACAUCUGCCAACCCAGGAAGAAGCUGGUGCUGGCUCCCAUCCUGGACAUUCGCUUCUACAUGCUGACGAUCCUGCCCUUCCUGGUCCUGUUAGUGUUUAUCCAGAACCUCAAUGUGCUGUCUGUCUUCUCGACUCUGGCCAACAUCACCACCCUGGGGAGCAUGAUUCUGAUUUUUGAGUAUAUCUUGCAGGAGAUUCCAGAUCCCAGCAACCUGCCCUUGAUGGCAAGCUGGGAGAACUUCCUGCUGUUCUUCGGUACAGCCGUCUUCGCGUUUGAAGGCAUCGGUAUGGUUCUGCCUCUCCAAAACCAGAUGAAGCACCCACAGCAGUUUUCUUUUGUCCUGUACUUGGGGAUGUCCCUUGUCAUCAUCCUCUUCAUCUGCAUGGGGUCGUUUGGCUACAUGAAGUUCGGGUUGAACACCCAGGCCAGCAUCACUCUCAACUUGCCCAAUUGCUGGCUGUACCAGUCAGUCAAGCUGAUGUACUCUAUUGGCAUCUUCUUCACCUACGCCCUCCAGUUCCACGUCCCCGCCGGGAUCAUCAUCCCCUUCGUCGUCUCCCAGGUGUCAGAGAGCUGGACACUGUUUGCAGACCUGUCUGUCCGCACAGCCUUGGUCGGUGUGACCUGUGUCUCAGCCAUCAUCAUCCCCCGCCUGGAGCUGAUCAUCUCCUUGAUGAGCUCUGUGAGCAGCAGUGCCCUGGCCCUCAUCAUCCCGCCCCUCCUGGAGCUCAUCACCUUUUACACGGAAGACAUGAGCUGUGUCACCAUCGCAAAGGACGUCAUGAUCAGCAUGGUGGGCCUUUUGGGGUGUGUAUUUGGGACAUACCAAGCCCUCUAUGAGUUGACCCAACCCUACAGCCAUUCCGUAGACAACUCCACAGAUGUCCAUGCACGUCAUUAUCUAUUUUUAUUCUAA